Quercus lobata is the source of this 2289-nucleotide messenger RNA. RefSeq names its product exocyst complex component EXO70H1-like. The transcript has a single exon. Gene Ontology annotation, biological process: exocytosis. Gene Ontology annotation, molecular function: phosphatidylinositol-4,5-bisphosphate binding. Bases 149 to 2074 code for a protein of 641 amino acids. Gene Ontology annotation, cellular component: exocyst. Lineage: Eukaryota; Viridiplantae; Streptophyta; Magnoliopsida; Fagales; Fagaceae. The record is from RefSeq and is a predicted model, not a curated record.
AAAGACACUAAGAACUAGAAAUAAAUUUUUAGCUCUGUACGGUGAUAUACCUUUUCUCACACACCAUCACAGAGCUCAAGUAUUUAUCUAUCACACCCAUCACACCCAAACACAAACAAGCACUCAUAUUCACUCCAAGGUCUUAAAAAUGCCUAGAAAAGGAAUGAGGAGUAUUUGCUUCAACUCCAAAACUUCAUCUUUCUCUAUGUCUCGAUAUUCUUCGCCUGCAAGAAACUCAAUUUCAACAGGUACUCCUCGACGCAGCUUUUCGGAGUCAUUGAUCGAGCAGAGCAUCGAAGCGGCCACGGUUUUGAUAAACAAGUGGAACCCAGAAACCUCCACUUAUGCCAAAGUCACAUCUUUGUUCUACGAGAGCAAAAGUGAAGCCAUGCAAUUCAUCAGGUGCGUGAACGAUCUUCAGAAAUCCAUGCACGCCUUGGUCACCGAGAACUCGACCUCGGAGAAGCUCGUGCACGCACAGAACCUUAUGCAGAUAGCCAUGAAGAGACUCCAGAAGGAGUUCUAUCAAAUCCUUUCCAUGAAUCGAGCUCACUUGGACCCCGAAUCAGUCUCCGCUCGAUCCUCACGCGCCUCCGCUCGAUCAAGCAUUUCUGAUUUCGACGAUGGUGGCUCAGUCUCACACGAUGAUGAAGUGCGCAACGUAGGCGAUUCAAUCGAUGAAGUCGAAGAAGUUUCUUCCAUAGCUAUGACUGACUUGAGAUCCAUAGCUGAGUGUAUGAUCUCUUCUGGUUACGCCAAAGAGUGUAUCAGUAUAUACAAAAUUAUCAGAAAAUCGAUUAUCGACGAAGGCAUUUAUCGACUUGGUGUUGAAAAAAUUAGCUCCUCACAAAUCAAUAAGAUGGACUGGGAAGUUCUCGAUCGCAGAAUCAAGGAUUGGUUGGAGGCAGUGAAAGUUUCGAUGGCAACUCUUUUCAACGGAGAGAGAAUCCUCUGCGACCAUGUUUUCGCUUCCUCAGACUCGAUCAGAGAAUCUUGUUUCACUGAGAUUUCCAAAGAAGGAGCUACUCUUCUCUUCGGAUUCCCCGAACUCGUAGCUAAGAGCAAGAAAUCUCAUCCUGAGAAAAUUUUCCGUGUGCUCGACAUGUACACAGCGAUUUCAACCAACUGGAUCGAAAUCGAUUCCAUCUUCUCAUUCGAAUCAACCGUCACCGUUCGAGCUCAAGCUCUCAACUCGCUGAACAAGCUCAGCGACACGGUCCGCUCAAUGCUAUCGGAGUUCGAGUCAACAAUGCAAAAGGACUCGUCGAAGUCGAAAAUCCACGGUGGCGGCGGUGUUCACACUCUGACUCUCACCACCAUGAACUACCUCUCUCUCCUCGCCGAUUACAGUAACAUCCUCGCAGACAUUUUCGCCGACUGGCCUCCGCCGCCGAGAUCAUCGUUACCGGAAUCUUACUUCGAAAGUCCAUCCACCGAUGACUCUCCGGCACCGGCGAUUUCCAUGCGCAUGGCUUGGUUAAUCGUCGUACUUCUCUGCAAACUCGACGGCAAAGUAGAACAUCACAAAGACGUUUGUCUCUCGUACAUAUUCUUAGCCAAUAACCUUAACCACGUUGUCUCCAAAGUCCAAACCUCGAACUUGAAGUACCUUCUCGGCGAGGAUUGGAUCGCAAAGCACGAAGAAAAAAUGAAACUAUUCGCCGCGAAUUACGAGAGAUUAGCGUGGGGCCCAGUGAUUGCAACGCUGCCGGAAAAUCCAACUGCCACGAUUACUCCAGCUCAGGCGAAGGAAAUUUUCAGGAAAUUCAAUUCGAGCUUCGACGAAACUUGUAGGAAACAGAGCUCGUUUGUCGUAUCGGACCCGAAACUCCGAGACGAAAUGAAAGUCUCAUUAGCAAGAAAGAUUGUCCCAAGUUAUCGGGAAUUCUACGACGCUCACAGGUCUAAUGUUGUUGGAGAGCGCAAUGUUGGGUUAAUUGUCAGAUUUGCUCCUGAGGAUGUGGGGAAUUACUUGUCGGACCUUUUCUUUGGGAACAACAAUAACUCGGGGAGUACAAGUGUUUCUUCUUCGUAUUCCUCGUCUCAUCAACGACAUUCGUGGUCUAGAGGUUAAGGGCUGUUCGGUAGUAAUGGUUAAAUAUUGUUGUUCAAUUUUCUGUGAAAAUACUUGUUAGAUAUAUUAUUAUUAUUUGAAUACUAAAAAUGGUUGUUUUAACAACAAUAUCAAACAGUUUUUGGGCUUAGUUGGCGAUUUUUUGUUUUGAGAGCCAAAUUUUGACUUUUUUUACUCGAUUAUAUAUAAAGAUGUACAUGUUGUUCAUAGUUUUU